Molecule: messenger RNA, 1729 nt
Organism: Fusarium redolens
Lineage: Eukaryota; Fungi; Ascomycota; Sordariomycetes; Hypocreales; Nectriaceae
Product: trimeric LpxA-like protein
Exons: 1
Coding region: 184-1272 (362 amino acids)
Molecular function (GO): acetyltransferase activity
Source: RefSeq, a predicted model, not a curated record
UUUUAAUAAGUCAUUUGAUCCACUACUGAUAGAAAGUUAGGUGGAAAUUGCCUUCGCGGAAGUUUUGUAUGUGCAGGUUAUCCACCUCAACGCGGGCCAGGAUGGCAGAAGCCGGACAACAAGGCUCCAGCAGUUCCUCUUGAAUCCAAGGACCCAACCUACAUUCCCCCAGGAGCUUAUGGGAUGCCACAGCAAAGUCCUUACGGUAAUCAACCUGUGAAGCGCGAAUCCCUGCCACCUUAUCGUGGCCAGGCUCUUCGCAUAGACCCCCCACAAGGCCGCCCUUUGGUGACCGACGACGACCGGCCAACGGCAUCAACAUUGCCCAGCGCGUCUGUGACCAGUCCCGAAAACAAACUCUCUGCCCUUCCUUAUACUCCUGCAAACGUAUUCCCAACUCCAGUCAGCGCAAAUCCUCAACCACCGCCACCCUUCGGAGAAAGAAUGGCAAAGGAAUACCAGCGUGUGCCUCCGCUGCACGAUCUCAGCAGGACAGAGCCGGAGUCUGCCCAUUUAGGGAACCAGCUUCCACAGAUUAAUAUACUCCACCCGACGAGAACCAACAGUCCUGCUCCUCCUCCGCCGGCACCGACAUCAAAUGCACAAGUCGCUGCUCAGCUGGCUUUAUCGCACUCACAGUUCCCCCAGAGACGAACUCAAAAAGAGGAGAUGUUGUCAGGACGACAUUACUAUCCUUUCGACAAGGAGCUUUGCCUGGAGCGUGAGCGUUGCUCUGCGGCUUGCUGGAGGUUCAACAAUCUCACCACUCCCCCUACUAACGGUGUAUCGCCCGAAGAGCGGGCUCGCCUAUUCCUCGAAAUUCUGCAACCUCGUGAUCCUGUUCGAGUUUCUCCCACAGAAGCUUCCCCAGUCACCAAUGUUGGCCGGGUAGGCAGGCAUGUCGCUGUCGAGACACCCUUCAUUUGUGAUUACGGUUAUAACAUCACCAUUGGCCACCACGUUGUCAUUGGACGUAACUGCACGAUCAAUGAUGUAUGCGAGGUCAAGAUUGGCGACAACUGUGUUAUUGGACCGAAUGUCAGCAUUUUUACGGCAGGACUUCCUAUUGAUCCCAAGAAACGCCAGGGUGGUCAAGGGCCUCAGAUGGGCAAACCUAUCACCAUUGAGCAGGACUGCUGGAUUGGCGGAGGUGCCAUUAUUCUUCCAGGAAGGACCAUCGGCAAAGGCAGCACUGUUGGUGCCGGAUCAAUUGUCACCAAGGUAAGCUUACAAAGACAGGUCGAUAAAAGAAGCCGACAGCUAACUCCAUAGCAGGAUGUUCCUCCUUUCACCAUUGUAGCUGGAAACCCCGCAAGGGUCCUCCGGGGCAUCGCUUCUUAAUGCUUAUUUUUGGCGUUGCCUUAUUUUUCACCUUGAGUCACGAUACCCCAGUGUAUUCGCAUGUGUAAAGAUAGCACUGUUGAUGGCCGCUCAGCCGUAAGGUUACAAAAUGGUCAACGAUAUACGAAUGGCGCGAAGCGUUACAAAAGCCUCAGCAUUGCCUUUAUUACCGAUUUUUGUUUUCUUUCUCUGUCUUUUUGACUAUACUGGACGGAUUUGCUAUUGGAGUGGGAGCUGAGUGCGGCAGGAAAAGCAAAUUUUAAUUGGAGGCGCCAUGAGAUUUAAUAUGCGGAAAUACGGGCCGCUAUGGGGAGGUAGAAAACCUCAUGUGACGAGAUGGAGUGACGGACGUGUUGAUGAAUUGGGAUGGUGGUAUUGUUUUUUGGGU